UCAUAUGUCUAAUGUUUUUUUUUUUUUACUAAUUCUUGUUCCUCGGAAGAUUUAUUUUUAUACAGUUUAUUACUGUUACUUUGUUACCAAUUAUUGUACAUGCAAGUUAUGUUUGUUAUUUGGACUAGUUAUCCAUUUUAAAAAAUAAGGUUUUGCAAAUAAUGAAUCUUCACCUAAAAUCGCAGUUUGAAGCAUGUUAUAACAAUUCAUUGUGUGCCUUGAAAAGAAGCUGUCUAUCAGCCUAAUCUUACAAAAUUAUAUCAAUUACCUUUAUUUUGUAAUUGAAUGUAGCGUUUCCCAUGUGUGUGUUUGUUUGCUUUUGUAAUUGUUAACUGCAUCAACCAAUUAUGGACCUAAAUGAUAAUCAAUCCAAUAUACCCGAUCUUCAUCUGAGUGAUGUCAUUGAGGUGAUAGAAGAACACGUACGAGCUGAUCCAAUGCAACAAAUGGACUGCCCGUCAACUAAUAACGGCCGAAGACCAACAAAUGCACCAUACAUCAAAAUUGUUGAACAACCUGCUUCAAAAGCAUUAAGAUUUCGGUAUGAAUGUGAAGGUAGAUCUGCUGGUAGUAUACCUGGUGUCAAUAGCACUACUGAAAAUAAAACUUAUCCAACAAUACAAAUUGUUGGGUAUAAAGGUAGAGCUGUUGUUGUGGUAUCUUGUGUCACAAAAGAUAGACCUUAUCGUCCUCAUCCACAUAAUCUUGUCGGACGUGAUAAUUGCAAACGUGGUAUAUGUACAAUAGAGAUUAACAAUGAAUCAAUGACUGCUAGUUUUCAAAAUUUAGGAAUUCAAUGUGUUAAAAGAAAAGAUAUUGAUGAUGCUCUUAAAGUUCGUGAAGAUAUUCGAGUGGAUCCAUUUAGAACGGGAUUUUCACAUAAAGAUAAUCCAAGUUCAAUUGAUUUGAAUGCUGUUAGAUUAUGCUUUCAAGCAUUUUUAGGAGGAUCACAAAAAGGGAAAUAUAGUAUUCUUGAACCAGUUGUUUCUGAUCCAAUUUAUGAUAAAAAAGCUAUGUCUGAUUUAGUUAUUUGUCGAUUGAGUGAUGCUGCAGCAUCAGUUGCAGGAGGUAGAGAAAUUAUUCUUCUAUGUGAAAAAGUUACUAAAGAUGAUAUCCAAGUUAGGUUUUUUGAAGAACAAGAUGGUUUGUGUACAUGGGAAGGGUAUGCUGAUUUUCAACCAUCAGACGUACAUAAACAAGUAGCCAUUACUUUUAGAACUCCUAAAUAUAAAACAUUGCAGAUUGAUUAUCCAAUUAAGGUGUGGAUACAGCUUAAAAGACCCACUGAUGGAAUGUGUAGUGAUGCUCGCCCUUUUUUGUUAACACCGGUUGAUUCAGAUCCAGCCAUGUUGAAAAGGAAAAGACAGAAAUUACCUAGUGAAAGUGAACUUUUAAGGCAAUUACAGAGUGACCCCAGACUCAUUGCCCCAUCAUCAAACUUUAUUGAAGGAAUGGUGAUUGAUCCAAUGUCUAUUUCUGUUCCUAUUAAAGAAGAACCAGAAACCAGUCCUAACCCUUAUGCUGGCUUAUACCCAUUAGCCAGUACAAACGUUUUAGGGCAACCUUCACCUUUAUAUAAUUCCCGUACUCCAUCUCCUUUGGAAUAUCAAUUUCCUAAUACUGUAACUAGUUCAAACAAUUUUUAUGGACAGAUCACAUUGUCUAAAGUUACAGCUCGACCGCCCUCAGGAAUUCAAAAUAACUGUGGUACAAUUAGCGGAUGUACAGUAACAGAGGUAUGCCCAACACUUAACAACCAAACAAAUCCUACACCUAUUCAAACUACUUGUGUACCUCCCACAACAAUAUCUAUUACAUCUUUACCAUGUCCAACUGAAGGCAAUAAUGAUUCAACUCUAAUGGAAACGACCUUUUCUAGUUUAGACCGUUUGGAUUCGAAUGAUUUGAGAGCAUUCACUAUGAUAGAAGAUAGUGAGCAUGUAUUGUCUGCUAACUUGUCUGCUAGUUUACAAUUAGCUGAUGGAAGUUCUUCUAUCAAAAAUGAUGAAACGAUUCAAGAAACUAUUAAUAUGACGGAUAGUUUUGAUAGAAUCGCUAAUAGUACACUUAAUGAAUUUUGUGAGAUAUACACUAAACAUAGUUAAUUUU
Molecule: messenger RNA, 2109 nt
Organism: Daktulosphaira vitifoliae (grape phylloxera)
Lineage: Eukaryota; Metazoa; Arthropoda; Insecta; Hemiptera; Phylloxeridae
Product: embryonic polarity protein dorsal-like
Exons: 12
Coding region: 348-2105 (585 amino acids)
Biological process (GO): canonical NF-kappaB signal transduction; innate immune response; inflammatory response
Cellular component (GO): cytoplasm
Molecular function (GO): DNA-binding transcription factor activity; DNA binding
Source: RefSeq, a predicted model, not a curated record